Pocillopora damicornis (cauliflower coral) is the source of this 3779-nucleotide messenger RNA. Its product is annotated as T-box transcription factor TBX20. Gene Ontology annotation, molecular function: RNA polymerase II cis-regulatory region sequence-specific DNA binding; DNA-binding transcription factor activity, RNA polymerase II-specific. Gene Ontology annotation, biological process: positive regulation of DNA-templated transcription; regulation of transcription by RNA polymerase II; cell fate specification. Lineage: Eukaryota; Metazoa; Cnidaria; Anthozoa; Scleractinia; Pocilloporidae. The record is from RefSeq and is a predicted model, not a curated record. Gene Ontology annotation, cellular component: nucleus; chromatin.
CUCGUGUGGUCAGUAAAGCUCGCACGCUAAUGUCUUCACUCUAUCAAUUUAGAGAUCAGAGAAACCACAAAGUCCGAGGCAUCCCAUUUUAGCUCAUAACCCGAUCAACUGAAGGCCUAGAUUGGUUCAACACAGGUCAAGAGGGACGUGUGACUUUACCAGCGUGGAGGAUUACUCACCCUUUUUACAGAGCUAAACAGAUCUCACGAAAAAUGUGAGGAAUGUGGUUCUUCAAGAACGGCAUUUCCAUUAAGAACGAAGUUUGACAAAGACCAUCGACGUUGAUGAACAAUGUCACCUCAGGAAGUUGAGUAAUUUCAGGCCUACCCACAAAUCCAGAUGUGUCGAGUUGGUGCUGCUAUCAGAUGAAGAUCUUUGUUCUCAUCACGAAAGGAAUGAAAUGUUUCUUUGUCUUAAGCAGCUAACCUAAUCAAAAGCUUUUCAAUACUUUGAAUAGAUUUCGUCGGCACCUCUGUGCUUUCUUCAGCUCUGAUAGGGAAUACUCAUCAGCGUGGGAAAAUAAUUUCGCCUUGUCAACAGCCUUUCUCCUCUUAAUCGAUAACACACACUUUUGUUUGUUACAACGUAAAAUAAUUAAUAUUUAAGAAGGACUGCCAGAGAUGAGAAGUGAAUAAAACUGCAUAAGAUUUUGAGGUUUUUAUUGAGAAUUGGAGCAGCAACAUAACUAAGAACUUUUCUCUCACUAUAAUUGCACGUAUUGUUGAAUGAGAAAGACAUAAGUUUACUCCUCCUGUUCAAGGCUAUUGUUGGAAUGCAUACAGCGUUAGGCAAAUCCGCCAUAAAACUGUCUGAUUUGCGCCGGCCGAUCUUGUACAAUCCUAAAACGAAUAAACCGAUCAGAGGGAGCAACCUAUUUCCGUCAACUAUCGAAGCAAACAAACAAAAGUUUAAACAGUGUAAAGUUGUUAUCUUUACGAAGGUCAUCACCACCGGAAUGAAUUCAUAAUUCAAAACUAAACCAAUCAAAAACCUAACAUUUCCUAGAAAUUUAAGAUUUCUGGAGACUCUCUUUAAAGGUGCCGUUGUAAACUUUCGAUUUAUUUCAGGGCAGUUAAUGGUCCAUAGAUUUGAUUGCUUGAUUUUAGAUUGGGUGCCAUCAUCUUUCAUCAUAUAAGGAGAGGCCUAAUCUUGCCUCUCAACUCCGCUUAACACAAACCUUUUACUGAACGAGUGCACGACAUCGACUUCGCCUUGUGGGGCUGCGAGCUAGCCUCAUACUGCUAUCUCUGAGAAGUGUUAAUAUUCCGAGUCAAGGGUAAAACAAGUUAAACAAUAACCUAAUAUACCCUAGAAAGGUCAAUUCACUUCCUAAGACAUCAAAACAAAUAAACACGGUCAUGUUCCUUGAUAAGUCAAUCUGCCAUCUUUUCUGCAGGACAACUUGCUGUCAUUGGAAUCAGAGUUUCGUAGCUCAUGUUUAUCUGAACCAACUAGUUGAUAAGUUCCGUAUGUGCUAUGUUGAGUAUCAAAGUGAAUGGCAUAUGACUACGCUAUUCUGGGAUGCGGUCUCGUCCCAGUGCUUUUCCCAAUUGACAAAAUACCAAGGCUGUCAUCAAAGUAUUAAUUGCUGUUUAUUGCCUGUUUGCCAAAGAACUUAGCAGCUUGCGUGAAAAGGGUGCGACAAACGAGAAUACACUGUCUGUGAAGUAUACAACGAGUCUUAAUGGAGUCUUCACCGUCUCUUUCAAUGAAGGCAAAUGCUUUCUCUAUAGCCUCUCUGAUGUCCUCUAGAGAUGAUCGAGGCGAUUUUGAUCCGAAAUUGUCUCCAAAAGACAGAGCGGAGAGUUUUUCUGAAGAAGAAACUACUCAACCACCGCCGGCAAAGAGGAUGAAGUCUUCGUCAAGCGAAGAAACCAUCGAAGACAAAGAAAGCGGGAAUGAGUACGAAAACCCAUCUAAGGACGAACUGAGAAACAUAACCGUUGAAUUGGAAGGAAAAGAGUUAUGGGAGAGAUUUAGUGAACUUGGAACUGAAAUGAUCAUUACUAAGGCUGGAAGGCGCAUGUUUCCCACAUUAAGAAUAUCUGUGAACGGUGUUAACCCCAAAGCAAACUAUAUGGUCUUGAUGGAUAUAGUGCCUGUUGAUGACAAACGCUACAGAUACGCCUAUCACCGUUCAACUUGGCUUGUGGCGGGUAAAGCUGAUCCACCAGCGCCUGUAAGACUCUACAUGCACCCAGAUUCGCCUUUUACUGGCGAGCAGUUGUUGAAACAGAUCAUAUCAUUUGAAAAAGUUAAACUGACCAACAACGAUGGCGACCGUAACGGACAUCUCAUUCUUAAUUCUAUGCAUAAAUACCAGCCUCGAGUGCAUAUUAUUCGUAAACGUGACCACACAGCUUCUGUAAUUAAUCUCAAGUCCGAGGAGAUGAAAACCUUCACCUUUCCAGAGACAAAUUUCAUUGGAGUGACAGCAUACCAAAAUCAACUGAUCACACGAUUAAAAAUAGAUAGCAAUCCAUUUGCCAAAGGUUUCCGGGACUCAUCACGUCUUAUUCCAGUAGAAAGAGACUGUUUUCACGACGGUCACCCCCCUUCGAUGGUUACAGACCCGUUGUAUCCGUCUCUUUCCUUUCCGCUAAUACCACAGCUUGGGGUUAACAACAGAUACCAGCUUCCCAAGAUCGGCUGUAGAUCUCAAGACAAGGCAACUUUCUUCCAAACAGGGUGUCCACCACCGUCACCAGCUAUUCCAAGAGUUCCUUUCACAGGAGUCCUAAGUCCCUUUCACCAGCAAGGUUUGCCCAACUUAUUGUCGUCUAUUUCUUCACCAAAACCCAUGGGAGCGCUGGAAGUACCUCCACUACCACCUUACAGUGUUCACGGGGACUUUGCUGGCUCAACGUUACCCUUCUUUUAAACUAGAUGUAUGUUACAUGCAGUGAGAUAAUAGAGUCGGAACGACGAGUACAUUUCCUCUUUGACUAACAGGAUAUCUGCAUCAUGACCAUGGCUUGUAAAGCACAUUCUGCACCCAAUAUUUAUCAUGCUCAUUUCGCCAAUUUCUUUGGCGACUUGCAUCAUAUUUUGUACAAGCUGGAAAGGCUAAAUUGGCCUUUAAAAACUCAUUCCCUUUAUGAUCGAAAGAUUUUGCUUGCUUUUAAGCUACUUCGGCUAUGUUCGACCAUUUUGAAUUAGUAUGUAUUUAAGGGUGAACAUAUUGAUUAAGGACAUUUAUAUACCUUUCCUAUGGAUAUUACACCCACGCACCAACAUUCCUUGCCGGUAAACUAAGUUACCAAGUGAUGAAUUUACUAACUUCAAUCGCUUGCGUAAAGAUACUGGUAAAGACAAUAAUUACUCAACUACAAUGUCAAUAGAACUUGUAUUAUUGUAUAUAGUGUUAUGUUCCUGGAGUUAAGAAUAACCAAUCAAAUAAUAUCGUCAUUACAGCAUUUAUUAUGAAGAUAUAGAAUUCCUCCCUUUGAGCAGGUUGUGGUAGGUCUCAUAGACCCCUUUUCCUUUGAAAUAAUUUCUUGUUCGAUUGUUUUGUAGCAAUUUUUUGUUCAAAUUUUGUAGCGGAUCGGCGAAACUCUAUUUAAAAAGGCCAACGAUCUUAUAAGUGUUAAAAAGGUUGUCCUUCCUUCUUUUUUUAAUCAUUUUUUACUCUUGGAGAAACUUUAUAUGUGACCUAUUUAUUAUUUUUAUUUGGAAUAUCCUAGGAAAAGAAAUGUGAACAAAACGAAUUGUAAAAAAUGAAACUUUAACCAAUUAGUUAUAAUGAUGCAUCUUCAUUAAAGUGUUUCAGUUGUAUGAUA